Salvia hispanica is the source of this 1451-nucleotide messenger RNA. It is a transcript of the gene BST1, whose product is annotated as DNAse I-like superfamily protein. Lineage: Eukaryota; Viridiplantae; Streptophyta; Magnoliopsida; Lamiales; Lamiaceae. The record is from RefSeq and is a predicted model, not a curated record. Gene Ontology annotation, molecular function: phosphatidylinositol-4,5-bisphosphate 5-phosphatase activity; phosphatidylinositol-3,4,5-trisphosphate 5-phosphatase activity; inositol-polyphosphate 5-phosphatase activity. Gene Ontology annotation, biological process: phosphatidylinositol dephosphorylation.
UUAUGGUAAUUCUUGAGCUUCUCUCUCAGAGAGGCAUAGCGUGGCCGAAGUCGAAACCCUAACCAUUCCGAGCCUCGACCAAUCAUCAAUGGCACCACAUGCUUUAGUUCAAAAUAUAAGGGCUUUUGUGGGAACAUGGAAUGUGGGAGGAAACACUCCUAAUCAUGGCAUGAACCUUGAAGAUUUCUUACAAGUGGAGGGAUCUGCAGACUUAUAUGUACUAGGGUUUCAAGAAAUUGUGCCACUAAAUGCUGGAAAUGUGCUGGUGAUUGAAGACAAUGAACCAGCAUCCAAAUGGCUAGCCCUGAUAAGCAAUGCACUCAACAAACCCUACCAUGAAAAGGAAUCAAAGUGUGGUAACAAUAGCAACUUAUUCCGCAAGAAUUGUUUGAAAGCCCUAAACAAGAAUCUAAGAGGAGAUUGUGAUCUCUUCAAAGCCUGCAAUUGUUCGUCUGAUUCGGGAAGAAGGACUAAGCUUCGAGACCCUUGUGCCGACCCCUUGAACUAUUGUGAUUCGAGCUCAGAUGACUUCAUUUCAACGGCUGAGAUUUCGUUGCCCACACGCAUUGGUUACCAACUAAUUGCAAGCAAGCAGAUGGUAGGGUUAUUUUUGUCAAUUUGGGCAAGACGGGAUCUUGUUAGAAAUAUCGGUCACCUUAGGGUUUCCUGCCUGGGAAGGGGGAUCAUGGGCUAUCUAGGUAAUAAGGGAUGCAUAUCAAUAAGCAUGACAGUGCACCAAACGAGCAUGUGCUUCGUUUGCAGCCACUUGGCAUCCGGGGAGAAAGAGGGGGACGAGCUUCGGAGAAACUCUGAUGUAGUCGAAAUCCUCAAGGGAAUAACUUUUCCUAGGGUUUGCAAGAAUCCGAGCCGUCGGAUCCCCGAAAGGAUUGCCGAUCAUGACCGUGUGAUAUGGCUAGGUGAUCUAAAUUAUCGAAUCGGAUUAAGUUACGAGGAGGCAAUAAUUCUACUAGAGAAUAGUAAUUGGGAGUCACUAUUGGAAAAAGACCAGCUGAAUACUGAAAGAGAAGCUGGAAGAGUAUUUGGUGGAUGGAAUGAAGGCAAGAUUUUAUUUGCGCCAACAUACAAAUAUUUGCAAAAUUCCGAUUUAUAUGCAGGAGAGAAUAGCAAGUCGAAAAGAAAACGGAGGACCCCUGCAUGGUGCGAUAGAAUAUUAUGGCACGGCGAUGGCAUCGACCAACUAUCCUACUUGAGAGGAGAGUCGAGAUUUUCCGAUCAUAGGCCGGUUUUCGCCUUGUUUGCACUAGAGGUGGAGCUCAUCAACAGAAACCCCAAAUUUAGAAAGGGAUAUUCAUGUGCAGCCACCAAGUUCGAUUUGGAAGAAUGCUUAUCUCAGACUCCUAAUUUUUGCGAGUUUAACCCAUAGAUAAUCUCUACAACUAAACACAAUUGUAAUGGAGUACAUCUUUUAAAUCUCAUACAGUACAUAUCAU